Messenger RNA from Prunus avium (sweet cherry), 1612 nucleotides. Lineage: Eukaryota; Viridiplantae; Streptophyta; Magnoliopsida; Rosales; Rosaceae. The record is from RefSeq and is a predicted model, not a curated record.
UUCUCUUCAUGGUAUCAAGAGCCCUUCGUCUUGCGACUUCUCUGUUAAUUUUCUUCCUCUUUCUCGCCCUUUCUCUGCUUCCAAACACUAGCUUUCUUUCACUUUCUUGCAAUUAUGCUUUCUUUUAUUGACAAUGGCGCUCCGCUUUCUUCCUCGCAUGUUCUCCCUGAUCUUCCGCAUCUCUCUUCUCAUGCCGAUUCACGUUCUUCCAUGGAUGUUUAUCUCCAAAACCUCAAGGAAAUUGCUGAUGUCCUUGCUGCUGCUGGUCAACCACAGUCUGAAUCUGACUUGGUGGCCUAUAUUCUUGGUGGUUUACCAGAAGAAUUUGAUUCUACUGUCACGUCCAUUGAAACUCGUAUUGAACGUGUCAAUACUGAUGAAUUGCAUGGCUUAUUGCUUAGUCGUGAGGCUGUUCUUCUCAAACGUCAAGCACGUGGUUCUUCUCACUCUCAAGAACCAUUUCAUGCCUAUCAUGCUACUUCUUGUCACGGUCAAUCUUUUCGACCUUCUUCUCGAGGUCGUGGACGUGGUAACUAUUCUUCUUCUGGAUUUAACAAUACUCCUCGUCCCUUCACCAAUGGCCGUGGUAUUCUUCCUACACCAUCUCCUGGUUCUUUUUAUCCAGCUACCUUUUCUUCGUCUGAUCGAACAUUGGUGUGUCAAAUCUGUGAAAAGAAGGGCCAUUCUGCUCUCACUUUGUUGAUGCCAAAAAUUAUCACGUAUUUGCCCAAUACAAGGCUGCAUAAAUUGGAGGUCAUUUUGCAUGAAGAAGAAAGGCCACGUACGGCCAUGGAGGAGUUUGGCCGUUAGAAGUUGUCUACCGAAGAGCUUGAUCGCCAAAGUUUGACGAUCGAGUUUGACGGCCGAAUUGAACGGCAGAGAUCGGUAACCGAGCUUUGGGCCCGAGGAGUUUGGAUGACGUGGAAGUUUGACCGGUUGAUAACUUGUCGACGACCAUGGCUAAAGUAUGCUGAGGUCAGUGACCUUUCAGUCUUUGGGAGAGGACUGUGCGUACAUGCUGGAAGCCAAUAAUUCAUGCAAGUGGGUUAUUUGAAUAUUCAAGCAAAAAGUGAAGGCGGUGGCUUUGCAUGAAGAGAAUGUGACGAGGAGAAGCAAAGAUGGCACCAAUAUGAUUAAAAUAAUCAUUUGGUGGGCAAGUUGUGAUGAUGGGUAGCAUUAAAUAUUAAUUGGUGGGGACAAAAUCAUCAACUUUCGGCUGAGAAGACUCACCAUUUCCCAUCAUUGCUGCCAUUGAACCGAGCGGACUCACCUCCAAUUCUGAUUGAACCACAUAUUCCAAGCCAUGUGGGUUUGUUCUUCACGUGUGUUACUUCCAAAACAUAGUGCGACAGACAUCCUUCAUGAGUGCUACCUUUCCCAUUUCCAGAUGCUGCCCAUGCUACCCAAACUGCCCACUAACUACAAUAAUUCAUGCCAUGUAAGCCACGACCGUGGCUUUCCUCUUCAAAUGGACUUCUCCAAGUGGAUUUCUCCAUUUGCAAGCUCCAGCUUCUUCUAAAAAUACAAGACCCCAAGCAACGGAAUAGGAGUCUAGCACCAACCAAAGCAUCCCAAGGCGCCGGAGCAUCAUCCCGGUUAUUAUUCUGUCUAC